CAUGGGGAUCCCGGCGCGAGGGGAUGGCGGCGAGCAGCGGAGGUAUUUCAGGGAAACGCCGGACGUGAGCGUCACGCCGGUGGAUUUCCUGUGCUCCACGAAGGAGAGCGAUCUCUUCCUGGCGUGGAAUGUGACCAAGAUCCAGGGAUGGUGGAAAUCUAGGGCCCGCGCUAGAGAAUUCGCUGCCAUGAAAGAAGCUGCGCGUUUGCUGCAAGCGGCCUGGAGGAAGCACCGAAAUGCCAGGAGAAUACGAAGAAAACGGGGCCGAUCUAGAAAUUCACUGCACGCUGCUGCAUGGACGAUCCAACGCAUGACCGAUUGUGUGGAUUGGAGCGAUACGAGGCUGCGUCGGCUCAAGAGACAGCUCUGGGAGGAAGUCCAGAUCGAUAAGAGUCGGCUAAAAGAAGAAUGCAGCAAAGCCGAGGCUGCAAAGGUCGACGAGACGAAUCUACAACAACAGCAAGUGGAUGAGAAACCACUGCUGCAAGCUCUGGAGAAUGGAUCACAGGAGGCUCAGGAGCAGCAGCUGGAUGGAGAUGAAGAUGGCAGCUCCAAUCCUGCGCAAGCCUUGAGCGAAGAUCCAAACGAGAGGCAGCAAAAGUGUGCUUCGCAGCACUCGGACAGGUCCCGGGCCGAUAUGAAAGCCGAUAUCAGGUUGCGGGCGGAGAAACUCUACGUUAUUCGGUCGCUUCCUCUAGGUUUGAACCGGAGGCACAACCGGUACUGGCAGUUCGUCACUAGUAGUAGCGGACACGACCCUGGGUGUAGAAGGAUCUACUUUGAAUCGCAUGAAGAUGGCCACUGGGAAGUCAUCGACACCGAAGAGGCUUUGAACGCGCUGAUGAACUUUCUGGACAUAAGAGGCACGAGAGAAGCAAAUCUCUUCGUAGCUCUCAAGGAGCUUGAAGGCUCGCUAAGGCAAGCCAUGAGCAGCUCUAGCACCAAGCAGAACCAAGACCACCACCAAAGUCACCACACCGGAAAUGGAAAUGGAGCUGGAGUUCAAGCUGGAGCUGCGAGUGGAAAUGGAAAUGGAAACGACUCUUGCGAGGGGAGUCCAUCUUCCAGCGCCGUGGUUGGAAAUGGCGGCAAAGACUCGACGAGCUCCGACGCUCGGGUAGGAUCGCUCAAAGUCGAGCUCGGAAGAUCAGCGUCGGAGAACUCCGGCGCCAUGGAACGAUACAAAGACAUGGAAAGGUGGCUGUGGAGGCACUGCAGCGUCAAGGCGCUGCAAAGAGGUGGCGAGAAGCGACGAGAGAGCGAGAGCGAUGGGAUGAUCGCCGAGUGUGAGUCGUGCCAUGACUUGCGCUGGGCCGUCGACAAGCACUGCCCGUUUUGCCACUCCACCGGCGAGGAAGAUGUCUGGAGUGAUUUCUCGCAGCACGUCCGCGACUGCGAGCAAAAGAUGAUCAGCAGGGAUCCCGCCUGGAGAAUCCAAGGUGGUGUUCUUCCUCCGCGAAUACAGUUGCUCAAGAAACUGCUGUUUCUAGUCGAGAUUUGUAUUCCUUGCGAGGCACUUAAGCCUGCAUGGUCGACAAAUUCUUACAGAAAGGCGUGGUGUCAAAUGCUCAAGGUUGCUUCUUCGGCAGGAGAAAUUCUCUAG
Messenger RNA from Selaginella moellendorffii, 1603 nucleotides. RefSeq names its product homeobox-DDT domain protein RLT1-like. The record is from RefSeq and is a predicted model, not a curated record. The transcript has 5 exons. The coding region runs from base 2 to 1603 and encodes 533 amino acids. NCBI's taxonomy places the organism in Eukaryota, Viridiplantae, Streptophyta, Lycopodiopsida, Selaginellales, Selaginellaceae. Gene Ontology annotation, biological process: regulation of transcription by RNA polymerase II.